Trichobilharzia szidati is the source of this 1950-nucleotide messenger RNA. The record is from the annotation of a GenBank genome assembly. NCBI's taxonomy places the organism in Eukaryota, Metazoa, Platyhelminthes, Trematoda, Strigeidida, Schistosomatidae.
AUGGAUGCGUUCUCGUUGUAUUCUUCUGUGAUUAGGUAUUUAGAACGUGAUUCAUUUCUAUCACGAGUUAAAAGCCGUCUAAUAAAAACAUUAUGUGAAAAGAGACGUCCUGUAUCAAUUGUGCCUAUACAUCUUCGUCUUCAUGAAUUGGCGGAGUUUCUAGGAUCUUCUGUGAUUGAAAUAAUCAACCGUGUCUCCAUUCUUGAAAAAAUGCUUCAGAAGAUAAUAUUUUGCCUCGGAAUUGAAGCUGACAUACUUUGUGAAGAUGACGACAUGAACUGUAUUCUCCUUGAACUAACAUUCACCGACAUAUUAUGCAUUCCCGAACCUCGGUGUAAAUUUUGCAAUAAAGAAGGGAAAGAAGAAAUAGAAAAGAGAUCAUUCUCAGAAACGGUAGAAUUUCUCUUACUUCCAAGACAGGACAAAGAAACAGGGACCAUUCUAGAUCGAUUCAGAAUCAAAAGAAGCAUCAGGUGCUUCGUGCUUGCUAAUGACAUUGCUUUGCAGGUUUACGGUAUUGUAGACAUUACAGUGAAUCCUAUAGACCCAUGGAAAUGUGCAUUGAGUACAGUUGUCAAAAGUUUACCUAGUUAUGUUCCUGCCUACGAAUUCGGGAUUGCGUUUACAUUUGCAUUCAUGUUUUUAGAUAAUAUCACCAAACCGGGCACCUUUUUCUUGUUAAAAUGGUUGCUACUUUUACUUCUGACCCAGAAUGAAUUUACAGAACCAAGCAACGAAGGAACUUCAUUCUCAAGAAGUUCAUCUAGGCCUCCAGCUCUACUUCUUUUAGGAUCCUUGGGUGAUAGUAUAUCAAAUAAAAUACUAAGAGCUGCAGGACAAUAUGCCAAACCUUUUUGUGAACACAAAUCUAGUGGGAGCUUACUACCAACAUCUUUAGAAAUGGACUCAACCGGAUCCAAGAAACCUAACUUGAAAUGUCUAAAAAAGACAGCACAGCAGAAAAAUACUCUUCGAACCAAAACCAUAGAAUUAGACAAGACAUGUUCAAAUGCUGAGAACAUAGUUAUGUGUGGAACCAUAGAACUGGCGUCUGGAGGGAUAGCUUUCUUCCCAAAUUUGGAACUUUAUAAAAAGAAAGAAUUGACCAAUCUUAUAUAUGCUUUAGAGAAUAUGGCUGUCAGUACUUCGUUUGUACAGCAUGAAAAUAAAUCACCUCCUAAUCAUGAAAACACUGAUGAAUUGCCUUACCCAAAUGAAACAACUAUCUGGGCUACUGCUGAGAUCACUUCAGCAUAUAGAGAAAAGCUCAAAGAGCCUACUUUUAAAUUUUCGCAAACUGAUUUAUUUGACACAGAACCUUCUACACAAACAACAACAGCAACAACAAAGUGGACAUGUAGUUCUUUAUUAAGAAAAGGAAAUUUAAAGAGAAUUACUCAUGCUUUCGAUCUCGUUAUCUAUACUGAAGAAGUUGCCGGGCCGAUGGAACUCAUGGACGAGUCACUGUCCGAUUUGUGUUUAAAAAUGGCUGACAAAUCCAGUGUGGAAGAAUAUUCGUCAAGAUUACCUUCACACUCAUAUAUGAGAAUAUAUACAAGUCUUUUAGAUGCUUGCAAAAAUUCACCUCCGGUGAAGAUUGAAGACGACGCCAGCCAAUUAUUGAAAGUUUAUUAUUUAGCAAUGAGGCGUUCGUCCAUCGGCGAUCAACAGACAGCUCCAGCUUCUGCACUGCCUACACUAUUUAAACUAGCUAAAGCUAAUGCUAAAAUUAAUGGACGCAUUGUUGCUACUGAAGUUGAUGCUACUAUUGCAAUCUAUAUCUACGAUACUUUUAUCGAGUUCCAAACAGGUACAAGCUAUCUUGGGUUGAAACCGUUACAUUAUGUUUCAGGAAUGGAGCAAACAUCAAUGGAAGAGCUAAAUAGUACGCUGAUGUCAAUAAAUAAGCAACUAAAGGAUUUGAUAAAUGUCGCUAUGGAUGAACUGUAA